AUGGAUGAUUUGUUUGCCCACAGAGUAUCCCUCAACCAUGAAAUCGACAACAAUCCUAAACCAGAAGACGUAGGAGGAAUCAAAGUGUACGUGAGUAUCCUAAUGUCGGAAGAUUCUAUAAUAGAACCAGUACUCGCUUUCUCCUUGCCUGCCAAAGAUAUUUUGGAUAGCUUCACGAGGUAUAGAUGGGAACAACUGAAUUGCUUGGAGAACGAUGAACGUUUCAAUUGGUUUCAGCUUGGUUUUGGGAGGAGGAAACUCAAUAGCCUUGUGGUUGAUGUCAUUUUUACCAACUUUACCUAUUAUCCAAACUAUUAUUCAACUUGUGCUUUUGCGUUUUAUAUUACCUUUAAGUACAUGAUUCCUCCUACGAUUGAAGAUUAUCUAUCAUUUGAAGAUUAUGUAUCAUUUGGAGAGGAGAAUAUGCAAGUCCCAGUUGAUGAGAGCACCGUUGAUAACCGGUUUAGACCGGCGAGUAAGGUUGCGGUUGCUUCUUUGUCAAGGAAAGUAUAUGAGAAGACGACUUCUAGCUUGGACAUAUGCACAAUUUGUUUGGAUCAGUUUAAAAUGGGAGAAAUAGUCGUGACCUUACCCUGUGGACACGAGUUUGACCAUAGCUGUAUCCUCGAAUGGUUUUUCCACAACCAUGUUUGUCCAUUGUGCCGUUUCGAGUUACCAUGUCAAAAUUAG
Arabis nemorensis is the source of this 690-nucleotide messenger RNA. The record is from the annotation of a GenBank genome assembly. NCBI's taxonomy places the organism in Eukaryota, Viridiplantae, Streptophyta, Magnoliopsida, Brassicales, Brassicaceae.